Molecule: messenger RNA, 3334 nt
Organism: Cavia porcellus (domestic guinea pig)
Lineage: Eukaryota; Metazoa; Chordata; Mammalia; Rodentia; Caviidae
Gene: Slc28a2
Product: solute carrier family 28 member 2
Exons: 19
Coding region: 256-2199 (647 amino acids)
Biological process (GO): retina homeostasis; nucleoside transmembrane transport
Cellular component (GO): plasma membrane
Molecular function (GO): nucleoside:sodium symporter activity; purine nucleoside transmembrane transporter activity
Source: RefSeq, a predicted model, not a curated record
GGCUUGCAGAGGAGGAGGGGACAAGACAGGAGCCCAGCCAGGAUGGAUCUGCAGCCCAGCCUGCACAGCUGAGAGGGUCCUUAGUGGCUGAGGAGGCGCCUACGGAUCCCGCUGGCUGGGCAUCUCACGACGUAGUUCAAGCUGGCCUUGAACUCUUAAGUGACCCUCCCGACGUAGUUCAGGCUGGCCUUGAACUCUUAAGUGACCUCCUGCCGCAGCCUUCCAAAGUGCUGGAAUCACAGAUGAGCACAGAAGAUGGACAGAGGCAGUGGAAGAGAGGCCGCUCUGUCCAGGAUGGAGCAGGGCUACGAGAACCCGGGUCUGGAGCUCUGGGAGGAAGGGGCAAACCCCGAGGGAGCCAAGAAGCCGGCGGCACCAAGACCUCAGCCGAGGAGGAAUGUACAGCCUUUUGUUAAGGCAAGAAGCUUCUGUGCAAGACAUGCCAGGCUGUUCCGGAAGAUCCUGUUGGGCCUCUUGUGUUUGGCCUAUGCUGCCUACUUCCUGGCAGCCUGCAUCUUGGAUUUCCAGAGAGCACUGGCUUUGUUCAUCAUCACCUGCCUGGUGAUCUUAGUCCUGGCUCUCCACUUCCUGAAAAAGUUCUUUGGUGGAAAACUAAGCAGCUGUCUAGAGCCCUUGAAAAACUCUCGCCUGCGAUUUUGGAUGAAGUGGGCGAUCGCAGGUGCCGCUCUGGUCGGCCUCAUCCUGUGGCUGGCUCUGGACACAGCCCAGAGGCCGGAGCAGCUCAUCUCCUUUGCGGGGAUCUGCAUGUUUCUCCUCAUCCUCUUUGCUGGCUCCAAAUACCACAGUGCAGUGCCUUGGAAGACAGUGUUUUGGGGCCUGGGACUCCAGUUUGUCUUUGGGAUCUUGGUCAUCAGAACCGAUCCUGGAUUCAUUGCUUUUCAGUGGCUGGGAGACCAGGUUCAGAUUUUCCUGGACUACACUGUGGCCGGCUCCAGUUUUGUCUUCGGAGAUGAACUGGUCAAAGAUGUCUUUGCUUUUCAGUCCUUAACAAUCGUCAUUUUCUUCGCGAGUGUGAUGUCCAUUUUAUACUACCUGGGGCUCGUGCAGUGGGUAGUUCAGAAGAUCGCCUGGUUCUUGCAGAUCACCAUGGGCACCACGGCCACAGAGACCCUGGCUGUGGCAGGGAACAUCUUUGUGGGCAUGACAGAGGCACCUCUGCUCAUCCGCCCCUACCUUCCAGACAUGACCCUGUCUGAAAUACAUGCCGUGAUGACUGGAGGGUUUGCCACCAUUGCAGGCUCUGUGCUUGGAGCCUUCAUAUCCUUUGGGAUUGAUGCACCAUCCUUGAUCUCGGCCACUGUGAUGGCUGCCCCUUGUGCUCUGGCCUUGUCCAAGCUGGUGUAUCCAGAAGUGGAGGAGUCCAAGUUCAAGAGCAAGGAGGGGUUAAAACUGCCACGUGGGACAGAGAGGAACAUUCUGGAAGCUGCCAGCAGUGGAGCCAUAGAUGCCAUUGGUCUUGUUGCUAACAUAGCAGCCAACCUGAUUGCCUUUCUGGCCAUUUUAGCCUUCGUCAAUGCUGUUCUCUCCUGGAUGGGGGAAAUGGUGAACAUACAUGGGCUUACUUUCCAGGUCAUCUGCUCCUACGUGCUAAGGCCCAUGGUCUUCAUGAUGGGUGUCGACUGGGCAGACUGUGGGAUCGUGGCUGAGAUUGUGGGAGUCAAGUUCUUCACCAAUGAGUUUGUGGCCUAUCAGCAGCUGUCUCAGUACAAAAACAAACGCCUCUCUGGAGUGGAAGAGUGGCUGGAAGGCGAGAAGCAGUGGGUUUCUGUGAAAGCUGAAAUCAUUGCAACAUUUUCGCUCUGUGGAUUUGCUAAUCUCAGUUCCAUAGGAAUCACGCUGGGAGGCCUGACAUCAAUGGUACCCCACCGGAAGAAUGACUUGUCCAAGGUUGUGAUCAGGGCCCUCCUCACAGGGGCCUGUGUGUCCUUCAUCAGUGCCUGUAUGGCGGGGAUCCUCUACGUGCCCAGGGGAGCCGAAGCCGACUGUGUCUCCUUCCUGAACAUGAGUUUCUCCAACAGAACCUAUGAGACCUUGGUGUGCUGCCGAGAGCUUUUCCAGAGUACUUCUGCAAAUGGUACCAGUCCACCUUCUUUCUCUGGUCCUUGGGAAAACCAGGAGUUCAGUGCAGUGGCGCUUGCUAACUGCUGUGAAUUCUACACCAACGCUGUCUGCACCUGAGCCGGUCAGUUCUGCUGUGUGGCUAGAGGCAUGUAUGCACUCAGGGUUCCUGUUAGAGACCACUACGAAGCGGCUCUGAGCAGGAUUUAAAUUUUACUAAUUGGCUGUCUAUGUUUAUCUGUGAGUCUGUCCUAGGCCUCGGCCCCUUGCCUGGCGACAGGAGCUGAUUUAUAGUAAGUGAACCUCUAUGAAUCAUUGGUCUGGCUGAGGCCUGUAGUGGCCUGUGAGGCCAGAGAUACCUCAAAGGGCAAGAGAAGGCCACAGCUGGUGGGCACUCUGGCUCCAAUCCCAAUUAACAAGGUAGAGACUACAGCUACAAAGAUUACUCCUACAGUCUCACUUCUACCAUGUCUUCAUGAUAAGACAGUGCUACUGAAUUGACUUGAUUCAUGACUUAAAGACGUCCUUGAAGAUGACUCCCAAGGUCCUGCUCAUUGCCUGCACUUUCCUCAGGAUCUCUGCCCUUUUGUCUUUGGUCCUAAUAUAAGUGGACUGAUCCAGAGAAUCCUUUGUCUUUACCCUUGAAGUCUCGAGCUUAAUUAAGGGGUUUUGACCCUCCUGGAGCCCUAAAAAUCAUAAAUUUGUCUCUUUUUAUUUAACCUCCGCUGUACACUCAUUUGGGAAAUCGGGGGUCUAGGACAGAACCUGAUAGGUUCCCAUUCCGAUAAUGAAUGCAUUAGGAUCUAUGGUAGUAAAAGAUUCAUUUUGGUUCACUGUCUCCCCAAAAUGAAAAUUAGCAUUUGUCUUUUGGUUAUCUGGGUGAACCAAAUAGGAAAUUCCGCAUGGGUCCUCCUGAGCUUCUAUUUGAAAAAAGAAAACGUUACUCUAUCAAAAAAAAAAAAAAAAAAAAAAUCUUGCUCCUAGUUGUGAGCUUGAAUCUCCUAGUUGCCAAUUUAAAAAUAUAUGUUGUCAUGUGCUAUAAAAGAGAUUUAGAACGUGUUGUGUCUAGAGACAGAGGUGGAAGGAGCUAUAUUUCUUGGAGUUUUGUCGAUGAGCUGGGCUUAUAUUACUGAAGUUAGCUAUAAAAGAUAUAUGAAUAUUUAAUGGUAAAAAUUUCCUGGUUGUCAUGUAUUUGUAAAUCUUCAAACUUCUUGUCACCAAACACAGUAAACAAAAAGUUCUUCCUGUACACAAA